Messenger RNA from Fimicolochytrium jonesii, 1234 nucleotides. RefSeq lists its product as uncharacterized. The coding region runs from base 113 to 1081 and encodes 322 amino acids. The record is from RefSeq and is a predicted model, not a curated record. NCBI's taxonomy places the organism in Eukaryota, Fungi, Chytridiomycota, Chytridiomycetes, Spizellomycetales, Powellomycetaceae. The transcript has 11 exons.
GGUCACUUUGAUAGUGCUUGCCAGUAGCUUGCCAAACAGUGCUUUACACGAAUAUUUCUUUAUCUAUUCGUUCUUCGAAAACGGUGCGCCAGCAUUGUGUGCGCGAAGAAUAAUGGCGACCGUCAAUAUUACGGCGUGUAUAGCGAAUCCCACCGUACAGAAGUUCUUCACCGACUUGGGCACUCCAAUUGCGCAAGAAGCUGCCGUGAAAGCCGCUCUCGCAUACGGCCUGCCUGGAGUUUUUGUCGGUUGUAUAUGGCCGCUCGGCCUGGCUGCUCUGAUAAUUAGCACAUGGCGGUUAUUCACCCAUGCUUCCAUUCGCGCCUGGCUGCUAUUUAUUGCAGCCCUCCUGGUUAUCGGCGACUGUACGGUGCAAAGCUGGGCUAAAGCCACUUCACCGAUUCUUCUGACUUCCCAGACGCCGGAGCGAAUGAAAUACAUAGAGCUUUCCAUCAGUAUAGGAAUGAUCAGAAGCACUGUGCUGUUUUCUGCAGCUUCCUGGAGAUUCGCAAUUGUGUAUCCAACUCGCAGCGCACGCCGCAUGAUCAUCUGGGGCAUGUCACUCCUUGCCGUGGCGAUGUUCGUGAUCUCCAUGGGAGUUGGGAUUUCCGACGUCCAUAAGAUGUGGCGUGCAAGUAAGCUUUAUUGGGGCCUGGCCGCUGUUCUCCCUGGGAGUUAUGCGAUCAUUGGCACGGUAACAUUCACUCGCACGAUCCGUAACACCAGCAACGCUCUCAAAGGAGCCCAAGGUGCCCAUCAAGGACUGACUCAGCUGCAACUGUCCAAUAACGUUCUCAUGGUCGCAACGAUUUUGGAUGUAAUCGCCUUGAUUCUUGUUUCACAACUUCUUGAUUCCACGAAAAACCCGUAUGUUCUCCCGGUCUCUAUCGGUCUUUCCGGAUUCUGGACAUUUUUAGAGAACGCUUUCGAGGUUGUUACCAUUGGACAGAAGGUCGUGUCGGCAGCAUCCCCUGUCCAUUCCGUACAAGCCAGUGGGACUGGGGCGACUGGGGGUCGCCCGAAAAAAGAAGCAAUGCCCGGACGGGGGUACUCUCCCACAAACCCCAUGCUUGAGGUAUAAGGUCCGCAAGGGCUGGAAUCAGUGGGGGGUGCUCCACGGAAGCAAAGAGAUGUCUAACGAGAGCAUGAAUAAAAGUCAAAGCGUCUUGAGCUGAAAUAUAUUCUCUGUUGUGCUUUUGAUAUUCAACACAAGUCAUGUGAGCAUUGUAACAAG